This is a messenger RNA of Aegilops tauschii subsp. strangulata, 2006 nucleotides long. Its product is annotated as aspartic proteinase nepenthesin-2. The record is from RefSeq and is a predicted model, not a curated record. Gene Ontology annotation, biological process: proteolysis. Lineage: Eukaryota; Viridiplantae; Streptophyta; Magnoliopsida; Poales; Poaceae. Gene Ontology annotation, molecular function: aspartic-type endopeptidase activity.
UUUCUUUGCCGAGCCAGGUCACAAGUCACGCGUGCAAGUCUUUCCUACUACUACCAUUCCAACCCCCACCCCCUUACCCUGUCCCGUCCGCCUCGGCUGCCGUAGCUCUGCUCACCUCCCCCCAAACCGCCGACGCGUCCUCCCUCUCCCUCACAGCCAUGGCGAAGCUCAAGCACCUGCCCGUGUGCUCUCUGCUGCUGGCCGUCUUGCUCCUCGCGCUCUCCUCCUUCUCCUGCAGCGCUGGCACCAACUCGACGGCCUCGGCCGGACCACUGUAUGGCAUCGAGUUCCCGCCGUACAACACGGCCGUCGCCGACGCCGGCUGCGACGGCAGGCUCGUGGCCGAGGAGGAGGAGCUCGCGCGCCGGGCACCCUCCCUCAAGCUCCACAUGACACACCGCUCCGCCGCGGAGGGCGCGACGGGGAAAGGCUCCUUCGUCCUCGACUCGGCCAAGAAAGACGCCGCCCGCAUCGGCACCAUGCACGGCAGGAGGGCCGCGCUGUCCAGGAAGGGCUCGCGGCCGCGCCGGGCGCUGUCGGAGCGGGUGGUGGCCACGGUGGGGUCAGGCGUGGCGGUGGGCUCCGGGGAGUACCUGGUGGACGUGUACGUUGGCACGCCGCCGCGCCGGUUCCGCAUGAUCAUGGACACCGGCAGCGACCUCAACUGGCUGCAGUGCGCGCCCUGCCUCGACUGCUUCCACCAGACCGGCCCCGUCUUCGACCCCGCCGCCUCCGCCUCCUACCGCAACGUCACCUGCGGCGACGCGCGCUGCGGCCUCGUCUCCCCGCCGCCAGAGUCUCCGGCGGCGCCGCCCGGGAGGACGUGCCGCAGGCCGCGGAGCGACCCCUGCCCGUAUUACUACUGGUACGGCGACCAGUCCAACACCACGGGGGACCUGGCGCUGGAGGCCUUCACCGUGAACCUCACGGGCGCCGCCGGGUCGACCCGGCGCGUGGACGGCGUGGCGUUCGGGUGCGGCCACCGGAACCGCGGCCUCUUCCACGGCGCCGCGGGGCUGCUGGGGCUCGGCCGCGGCCCGCUCUCGUUCGCGUCGCAGCUGCGCGGCGUCUACGGCGGGCACGCCUUCUCCUACUGCCUCGUGGAGCACGGCAGCGCCGCCGGGAGCAAGAUCGUCUUCGGCCACGACGACGCGCUGCUCGCGCACCCGCGGCUCAACUACACGGCCUUCGCCCCGGCCGCGGCCGACGCGGCGGACACCUUCUACUACGUGCAGCUCAGGUCCGUCCUCGUGGGCGGGGAGGCGGUUGACAUCCCGUCGGGCACGCUGGCCGCCGGCGGCACCAUCAUCGACUCCGGCACGACGCUGAGCUACUUCCCGGAGCCGGCGUACCGGGCGAUCCGGCAGGCGUUCAUCGACCGCAUGAGCCCGUCCUACCCGCUCAUCGCCGGGUUCCCGGUGCUGAGCCCGUGCUACAACGUGUCGGGGGCGGAGAGGGUGGAGGUGCCGGAGCUGUCGCUGGUGUUCGCGGACGGCGCGGCGUGGGAGUUCCCGGCGGAGAACUACUUCAUCCGGCUGGAGCCGGAGGGGGUGAUGUGCCUGGCCGUCCUGGGCACGCCGCGCUCCGGCAUGUCCAUCAUCGGCAACUACCAGCAGCAGAAUUUCCACGUCUUGUACGACCUGGAGCACAACCGGCUCGGCUUCGCGCCGCGCCGGUGCGCCGACGUCUAAUUAGUCCGGCCUCCGUGCGUCCAUUUUGACUUGCUGAUUGGGUUGAUUGUUUGACCGGUAGGAGUAUGUAGGCGGCUCUGCUGACUGGAUGGGAAGAAGAAAGAAGGAAGCAACGGGGUUGGGUGUAGAAAGAAACUGGUUUGGAUUGACGAACAAGGUCUCUCUAAAAAAAGGGAGACGUUUCGAUGAACUUUUGACCGAUUCGGCUGCUUGUUCGGUCGAAUUUUUUGCAAGAGCUUGUUUGAUUUUCGUUUUGGUGUAUAGAAAUGUGGACUGUGGAGACAUGACAUGAUAAAUGUAUCUCGUUUUGGUGUC